Molecule: messenger RNA, 2093 nt
Organism: Vigna radiata var. radiata (mung bean)
Lineage: Eukaryota; Viridiplantae; Streptophyta; Magnoliopsida; Fabales; Fabaceae
Product: dof zinc finger protein DOF5.6
Exons: 2
Coding region: 676-1665 (329 amino acids)
Biological process (GO): regulation of DNA-templated transcription
Molecular function (GO): DNA binding; DNA-binding transcription factor activity
Source: RefSeq, a predicted model, not a curated record
AGGGAGAAUGUGGGAAUAUAUGCCUUGCUUGUGGGAGGAGGGAGAGAGGGUCCAGUGCUUUUGGGGUCCACAAGUAGAGUGCUCUUUCGGUAUGUGUUCUUUAUCGAGGACCCAAAUAUUCUCACCUAGCUUCUGUCACUUCAUUCAGACAUCUCUGUAGUGCCAACUAUGUUUCUGUCUGUCUUCUCUACCCCUCACAGUUACCUCUCCAACGGCUACACUUUGCUUAAUGCCUAUCUCAUUCCAUACCAACCACUAACUGUCACUGUCACACUCAAUAUUUAUCUGGUCAAGCUCACCUAAGCAGUGGGCCCACAUGUUAUAAGGGCCCACUAUUUUUUUGUCACCGACGGGAGAUUAUCACACACAUCCUCUCUCUAUAAAGUACGAUAUCUCACCGCAACUCAUUCCUCUCACCUUUUUCUUCCUUCUUAUUCACUGUCACUUAACACUCACAUUGUCGCACAACACAAUCACACUAUACAACGAAACUCAUCGGACGACACUGCCUUCCUCAGUUCUUCAACUACACUUCCACUUGGCCAACCCUUUUCUUUCGCUGUUCCAAGCUCAUCAUACACUACUGCUAACAAAGGCACUUAUUAAGAUAGUAACAAACUUUGUUCAUCAGAACAAAAGCUCCCAUUUCUCCCAGCUCCUGGAUUUUUCUUGUAAAUGGGUUUUUCCUCUCUCCAUGUCUGCAUGAAUUCAUCAGAUCAAUGGCUGCAGGGCACAAUUCACGAGGAAUGUGGGGUGGAUUCUUCUUCACCAUCUGCCGACAUGCUUCCAUGCUCGAGACCGAUGACAGAGAGGAGGGUAAGACCCUCACAAGAGCAAGCCCUGAAGUGCCCUAGGUGUGAAUCAACACACACCAAGUUCUGCUACUACAACAACUACAGUCUCUCUCAGCCCAGGUAUUUCUGCAAGACAUGUAGAAGGUACUGGACCAAAGGAGGCACUCUCAGGAACAUUCCUGUUGGAGGUGGUUGCAGAAAGAACAAGAAAGUUUCAACUAAGAAACACAAUGACCACCAACCAGCUAUUAAUCAAAACCAAACACAACCUGCAGGACCCUCUUAUAUUCAUAAUCACAAAGAUCUUCAACAUUCCUUCUUGGAUGUGCAGUUUUCCCACCUCAACAAUAUACUUGGGACUAAUGCUGGGGUACUGGGAAACCCUAAUUUCAUGGAUAGUAAGUAUAGCAUGGGGAUGCUAGAGAACCCUGGGCAUAUUGACUUCAUGGAAAGCGGGUUGGAUGGUAUGAAUAUGAUUAGGGGUUCAACUAGGAGUUUGGAUGUUCUUGAAAAUAGUGAUAUGAGUGUGGGUGGUGGUGGUGUUGGGCUUGGUGAUAUGAGUGGCUACAAUGGAUUGCCAUUGAAUUAUCAAGGUCUUUCUAGUGCAGCAUUUGGGGGCAUGUCCCUUGAUGGAGGCAUUAGCAAUGUCGGAAGUUAUAUAAUGGACUCUUGCCAGAGACUUAUGUUGCCCUAUGAUGGAGGUCAUAACAUCCUUAACGGUUCAGUUGACGUGAAGCCAAACCCUAAGCUGUUGUCCCUUGAAUGGCAAGAUCAGGCUUGCUCUGAGGCUGAGAAAGUGUCAUUGGGAUAUCUUAACGGUUCAGGAUCAUGGAGUGGCUAUGGAUCUUCAACAACAAACCCUUUGGUCUAGACCUAAUAAUAAUCUCUCUUGCAUCAUGCAGAGAUAUAUGAUCAAAGGUUGUGAUAACCUCUCUCAAGUCUUGGGAAAUAUGCUUACUGGGCUAAUUAAUCUGGUUCCUAUCCUAUAUAAUUUAUUAUAUUACAAUUAUUGCUCAUAAGCUUUUGGCUAUGUAUCUAUAUGGUAGUGUUUCUUUCUGCCAAGUUGGUCUUUGAUUGCUAUUGACUUAACAAAAAGAGUGUGAACAGGGAAGCUUCAGUGUCAAAAUGGACUGCUUUGGUGCAUUAAUACCUUUAGAUUCUUCUUGUCUUUGUGUGCGCAGAAGCUCUCUGAUAGCUUUAGGAUUUGUUGUAACAUCGAGGAUGAUAUGGUAGUUCUUUUCAUGUUGAAGAAAAUGUGCCGUAGUGCUGUAUUAUAUUUAUUUAUAUGUUUGUAGGCUU